AGCAGAGCCUACAGUCACAGCAGCCCUGACUACAGCGUUCCUGGAGCCCAGGAUCUUUUCCACAGAGGAGGAAAGAGCAGGCAGCAGAGACCAUGGGGCCCCCCUCAGCCUCUCCCCACAGAGAAUGCAUUCCCUGGCAGGGGCUUCUGCUCACAGCCUCACUUCUAAACUUCUGGAACCCGCCCACCACUGCCCAACUCACUAUUGAAUCCACGCCGUUCAAUGUCGCAGAGGGGAAGGAGGUUCUUCUACUCACCCACAAUCUGCCCCAGAAUCAUAUUGGCUACACCUGGUACAAAGGGGAAAGAGUGGAUAGCAACCGUCUAAUUCUAGCAUAUAAAAUAGAAACUCAAAAAGCUACCCCAGGGCCCGCAUACAGUGGUCGAGAGACAAUAUACCCCAAUGCAUCCCUGCUGAUCCAGAACAUCACCCAGAAUGACACAGGAUCCUACACCCUACAAGUCAUAAGGUCAGAUCUUGUGAAUGAAGAAGCAACUGGACAGUUCCAUGUAUACCAAGAAAAUGCCCCAGGCAUUCCUGUGGGGGCCGUCGCCGGCAUCGUGACCGGGGUCCUGGUCGGAGUGGCGCUGGUGGCCGCCCUGGUGUGUUUCCUGCUCUUUGCCAAAACUGGAAGAACCAGCAUCCAGCGUGACCUCAAGGAGCAGCAGCCCCAAGCCCUUGCCCCUGGCCGUGGUCCCUCCCACAGCUCUGCCUUCUCGAUGUACCCUCUCUCCACUGCCCAGGCCCAGCCACCCAACCCCAGGACAGUGUCUUCCAUCUAUGAGGAAUUGCUAAAACACGACACAAACAUUUACUGUCGGAUGGACCACAAAGCAGAGGUGGUUUCUUAGCUUCCUCCAGGAGCUGCUCCUGUGGGUUGAUGGAGAGUCCCCGAGGCCCCCAGCCCUGUGGAUGGGGAAGGAUAUGAAGCCUGAGCCAGAGAACCAGCUAUGAGUCCUAAGAAGACACUGGGGUCUGGGGACAGGGAGGGAUGGGGGUCCCUGCUGAAUAUCUGGAGACCUCGACAGGCUGCCCUAGGCGCUGGGUGGGUCAGGACAAAGGCCUCUCAUCACCACAGAAAGUGGGGGCUUGCAGGGAAAGUGAAUGGGCCUGUGGCCCACCUAGGGUCGCUUGGAAAGGAUCUGAAUACAGAGGACCCUUCCUCUCA
Pongo pygmaeus (Bornean orangutan) is the source of this 1168-nucleotide messenger RNA. It is a transcript of the gene CEACAM3, whose product is annotated as CEA cell adhesion molecule 3. The transcript has 7 exons. NCBI's taxonomy places the organism in Eukaryota, Metazoa, Chordata, Mammalia, Primates, Hominidae. Gene Ontology annotation, biological process: signal transduction; regulation of immune system process. Gene Ontology annotation, molecular function: protein tyrosine kinase binding. Bases 93 to 851 code for a protein of 252 amino acids. Gene Ontology annotation, cellular component: plasma membrane; cell surface. The record is from RefSeq and is a predicted model, not a curated record.